Sphaerodactylus townsendi is the source of this 1076-nucleotide messenger RNA. It is a transcript of the gene PRELID1, whose product is annotated as PRELI domain containing 1. NCBI's taxonomy places the organism in Eukaryota, Metazoa, Chordata, Lepidosauria, Squamata, Sphaerodactylidae. The record is from RefSeq and is a predicted model, not a curated record. Gene Ontology annotation, biological process: phospholipid transport. The transcript is spliced from 5 exons. The coding region runs from base 199 to 855 and encodes 218 amino acids. Gene Ontology annotation, molecular function: phosphatidic acid transfer activity. Gene Ontology annotation, cellular component: mitochondrial intermembrane space.
CGGAAGUCGUUGCCUCGCCCGUGUCCCCGCAUGGCGGCUUCUGGGCGCCGCCUGCCGCCGCGAUCUGUAGGGCUGCCGGUGUGGCGGGUGAAGAGGGGUCCCUGCAGGCGAAGGGCUCGGGCCGCCUAGGCCGGCGCUCCCGGCGACGCACCCCCUCCUGCUUCUCCGUAUCCCGCAGGCUCGGUGACGGCAGAGCUGAUGGGGAAAUACUUCCUGACCCUGAGCGUCCUCAAGGGGCCCUGGGACCAAGUCUUCGCCGCUUUCUGGCUGCGCUACCCCAACCCGUACAGUAAACAUGUCCUGACAGAAGAUAUCUUGUAUCGGGAAGUGACAGAAGACCAGAAGCUGCUUUCCAGGCGGCUCCUAACCAAGACCAACAGAAUGCCUCGCUGGGCAGAGCGCUUCUUUCCGGCCAAUGUUGCCCACUCUGUCUACAUCCUUGAAGAUUCCAUUGUGGACCCACAGAACCGAACUAUGGCCACAUUCACCUGGAACAUCAACCAUGCACGUAUUAUGGUGGUGGAAGAACACUGUGUUUACAGAGAGAACCCAGAUAACAGUAGCUGGACAGAAGUCAAGCGGGAAGCUUGGGUAUCAUCCAGCCUGUUUGGUGUCUCACGUGCUGUCCAGGAGUUUGGCUUGGCCAGGUUCAAAAGCAACGUGACCAAGAGCACCAAAGGGUUUGAGUAUAUACUGGCUAAAAUGCAAGGCGAAGCACCAUCUAAAACCUUGGUGGAAACAGCAAAAGAAGCAACAGAGAAAGCCAAGGAGACUGCCUUGGCUGCUACAGAGAAGGCAAAGGACUUGGCGAGCAAAGCAGCUACUAAAAAGAAGCCGCAGCAACAAUAUGUAUGAAAAAGCGGCUUUCCUGGAACAGGGACCGGAGUGCCAUUGGCACAGGCACCAUAGUAAUACUGGGAAGCUCACCUAUAAACUGUAGGUUUACAACCCUUGGGAAGUGGAGGUAGCCAGACUGUCUUCUAGAUUUUAUGUUUUUUAAUUGAUACUGUACAAAUCUGACAAUCAUCUUCUUUCUCAAGGUGUAAUUAUCAUUAAAAGAAUAGACUUACAAUUCA